AUUAUUUCGUUUUUAUAAAGAUGGCGCCAGCCUUGGAUGGCGUAUGGGGCAAGCCGACAUCUACUCUCGAUUGGUGCGAGCGGAAUUAUGAAGUGACGGCGUACAUUGCAGAGUUCUGGAACACGGUGAGCAACCUUGCCAUGAUAGUGCCCCCGGCAUACGGAGCCAUCCAAGCGUGGAGAAAGAACCUGGAAACUCGGCUCGUGCUGUGUUACGGAUUCUUGCUCGUUGUUGGCAUCGGAUCGUGGUGUUUUCAUAUGACACUCUGGUUCGAGAUGCAGCUUCUAGACGAACUGCCCAUGGUUUGGGGAACCUUAAUACUCGUCUACACCCUGGCCGAAGUAUCCAAGCCAGCGCAUACGAACAACUACUACUUAAUGGCAGGCCUCAUACUUUAUGGUACUGUCAUCACCGCUGUUUACCUGACAAUCAAAGUUCCCGUGUUUCACCAGGUCGCUUACGGGUUCCUGGUGGCCGUGACAUUCUUCAUGAGUCUUAGGCUAGCAUGGCAGCAGUAUUUUGAGGUGUGGCUGUUUGCUGCGGCCACCCUCUUGUACCUGACGGGGUUCCUCGUCUGGAACGUAGACAACAGCUUCUGCGCAGAGCUGAGCUCUGCCCGGGCCAGUCUGCCGCCCCUGGUGGUGCCCUUCUCGCAGUUCCACGCUCUCUGGCACUGCUUUGCUGGCUACGGCGCCUACAUCAGCAUACUCUACUGUUGUCAAGCCCGGCUGUCUCAUUUGAAACAAGAGUGCCGAAUGAAGCUUGGACCUGUGGGCCUAGAAAUCCAAGUUGGCAAGAGCAGGAGACCUUCAAGACCAAAGUCCCAAUGAUGGCCGAGCUGUUCUUUCCUGCGCCAAAACGUGGACGAGCAGACCCCGAGCCAUAUGCUCGCUGUGACGAACGGGUGUUGGCCCGUGCGAUGGCAUUUCGUUUCCCGCGCGUGGAACUUAAAAAUGCGGCAUAUACUCCCACACUGCCCGUUUUUGGCGCGGUGUCGCUACAAACGCCUUAGCAUUGUAUACUUUAUGCCUCUUUUAAAAUGUUGACCUUUUGUAGUCACU
Messenger RNA from Ixodes scapularis (black-legged tick), 1061 nucleotides. RefSeq names its product alkaline ceramidase 3-like. Lineage: Eukaryota; Metazoa; Arthropoda; Arachnida; Ixodida; Ixodidae. Gene Ontology annotation, cellular component: endoplasmic reticulum membrane. Gene Ontology annotation, biological process: ceramide metabolic process; phytosphingosine biosynthetic process. The record is from RefSeq and is a predicted model, not a curated record. The transcript is spliced from 11 exons. The coding region runs from base 21 to 830 and encodes 269 amino acids.